UCUGCUUUAUUGAUUGGACAAUGUGCACCAGCACAUUCACGUGAUUCUGAUAACCCAAAAUUCUUUAUCGCCUCUUUGUUAACUGGGUCCUUGUUUUCCAGAGCAGCUCACAUCAAUAAGAGAGAGAUCCUCUGCCAUCAGGCCUGCAAACGAAAGUUUAAAAGGAAGAAGGAGAAGAGCAGUCCUUCAAAGUCAGGAUACAGCGUCCACAUCGGCAUCAUGGCCUCAAACUCGGGAAUUGUUGUUGAUGACGGGGAGAGCAGCAAGAAUUGUACACUGGAGAGAUGCCUGAAUGUAUUUCGAGAUGCGAGCAAUGACAGCGAACAGUUUGCAGCUCUGCUUCUGGUGACCAAAGCAAUAAAAGCAGGGGAAAUCAAUUCCAAAGCCCGUCGGAGGAUUUUCGAUGCCGUUGGCUUCACAUUCCCACACCGGCUUCUGACUUCCAAGGAGCCACCUGAGGGCUGCCCCCAGCACACGUUCCAAGCUCUGGGUCUCACUUUGCUGACCUGUUUCUGCACCGAUCCAGAUUUAGCCCGGCAUCCGCAGAUCCUUAACAAAAUCCCAAUUUUCAGUGAUGUGAUUUCAGCCGGCAAGACCAGAGAUGCUUCGUACAGUGCCAUGAUCGAUGAUGCCUACCAAUGCCUCAGAGCUAUCUUGGCUACCCCCAAGGGUCCCAGGGAGUUGAUCAACAGGGGGGCUCUCUCUGCCCUCUGCCUGGCCUAUGUGAACCACAGCUAUGGCUAUGAUCAGGCCCUUCAGCUGCUGGUGGGGCUUCUGACAUCAGCGGAAUCCAAGUGUUGGCAGAGGGCUACUUCUGACCUCAUGAGUGUGCUUAAUGUCCUCAGUGUGGAGUUCCAGAAGGCUGAAGACAUGGCCAAAUUCCAGCUGUGUGAAGUGCUGGCCCGCUUUGUGCCUCCCCUUCUCCCCCCCGGCUCUGAAUGUCUCCUGCCCCUCUACCGAGGCCUGUCAAGCAUCUUAACAAGCAAGCUGAGCGCCUCCCAGCGAGACCCUGCCUUGAAGCUGACCGCCUGCCUCUCCCAAGCCUGCAGUUCAGCCUGGAUCCCAGCCGGCAGUGCUGGCAGCAAAUUUUUUGCCCUCUUGAUCAACUUGGCUUGUGUGGAAGUCCGCCUGACCUUGGAGGAGCUGGACCUGACAGAAGUGGAUAAGAAGCGGGAACUGAUGGCUGCAUGCUACGUCCUGAUGGAACUCGCGAUUGUGGAAUGUACACGGGAGAAAGGCUCUCUCCUCCAAGAGACGCAGAAAGUGCAGCUGGUGGGAAUCCUGGAAGAAGCUCUGGGGGCUGUCAUACAUUACCUGAGACAGGUUGGGCAGAAGAAGCUGGAGGAUCCUUUCAUCUUUGCCUCUGUUCGAAUCCUGGGGGCCUGGCUGGCCGAGGAGACCUCUUUCCUCAAGCAGGAGAUCUGCGACCUCCUCCCCUUCCUCAUUUAUUACGCCAAGGUGCAGUUUGAAGAGGAGAGGAGAAGCAGACGAAGCGCUUCACAGUCUGAAAAGGAGCAGGCUGGACAAGGCACCAUCCCAGAGCCUCUUUGGCGGGGCGAUGCUCUGAGAUUUCUGUUACCUGGUUUAAGCCACUUGACUGCAGAAGAUCGCCCCCGUGAGAUCCUAAUUUCUGAGGGGGCGCCUGUUCUCUUGUGCCAGUAUUUCCUGCACCGUUGGGAGACCUUUGUUUCAAACACUGAGUCCCUGUCUGCUUCAAAAGCUAUUGAAGCCAGUCUUCAAACAUCCUGUGAAAUUUUCCUGAAUUUUGUUGUCACUGCUCCCGAUUUAAUCAGCCGAGAAGAUUGUUUUUCAGCCUUGAUGGAUACAGUGCUGAAAUCUCUUCCUUCUCUGCUGCCGCAGAGAGAACAUCUUACUUUGAGUGCCAACCUGGCCACGCUGGGGCUAAUGAUGGCGCGGAAGCUGUUCGCUUAUCCAGGUCUCCAGGGGACUCCUGAAGCGGAGAGCUUCUUUGGCGCUGCCAUCCGUUUCCUCGCCGAAGCCUACAUGGCCCAAGCCAACCCUGAGGGGGGGAUCGUGACCCUGGGCGUUUCCCCGGCCUACAAGGCUGCCUGGCCAGCCAUCCGCGAGUUGUGGUUUUUGGGAAUGCAGGCCUUUGCUAGCUGUGUGCCCCUCUUCCUGUGGCUCCCCCAGGACGUCCUGCGUUCUGGCUGGCUUCAGGAUCUGCUGGCCUUGCUGGGCCGCGUGGUGCCAUCUUCAGUGGACAUGGAGGUGGUGAGAGCUUUCCAGGGCGUCCUGGUGGAGCUGGCCAGAGCCAGCCAGCCAUGCUUGGAGAGGAUCCAGCAACACCGGGGCUUGGAGCUGGCCAGUCUGUAUGGCAUGGCCGCUUUAGAACAGUGUCUCUCCGAGCAGUGAGCGUGCUCGGGAAGAGGUGGUGGGAGAAAGAUGCGUUCUCCCAGAAGUCGCGGCUUCCCUCUGUGUCACGCAGGGGGCGGCUCUAUCGUAGGGGAGAUAGUGUAUGUCCGGCCUCUCUUCUUAACCAGGUAGCUUGCACAAAGUUGUACAAUGUAAUAGGGGUUGGUUUAUUUCUUCAUCAUUCUUGAUUAUUUAUUUAUUUAUUUAUUUAUUGGGGAGGUUUUUCUGCCAUCUUUCAGGGUGGCAAAAGACUCCCGAGGCAGCUCACAGAAAUAAUGAACACACACACAUGCACACAGAGGCAAGCUUUUAGAAAUUUAAAGAACAGCAUAAAGCGACUCAAAUUCAUAAUAGGGAUGAUGAUGAAGAUGAUGAUGAUGAUGAUGAUGAUGAUGCAACAGUUAAACUAUCCAGCCCCAAUAUGGUG
Python bivittatus (Burmese python) is the source of this 2800-nucleotide messenger RNA. NCBI's taxonomy places the organism in Eukaryota, Metazoa, Chordata, Lepidosauria, Squamata, Pythonidae. The record is from RefSeq and is a predicted model, not a curated record.